AUGGAUAACACAACUAAGAUUUGGUCGUUUGUGCUGGCUGCCUAUGGUAACAUUGGAGAGUUAAAAUACUUGUAUUUCAGUGCAAUGCUGUUCUGGUAUCUCUCAAUUUGUGCUGCCAACACAGUUCUUAUUGUUGUCAUAUAUGUUGAUAGAAGACUGCAUGAACCAAUGUAUAUAUUACUCUGCAACUUAUCUGUCAAUGAAAUGUUUGGCAGCACAUCACUGUAUCCUCUAAUGCUCUCACAGAUGUUUUCAGACACUCAUGAAGUGACCCUGCCAUGGUGUUUUCUGCAGAUGUGCUGCAUCUACAUAUCUGCAUCUGUUGAGUUUUGCAGUUUAGCAGCCAUGGCCUACGACAGGCAUGUCUCAAUCUGUUAUCCUUUACGUUACAACAUCAUUAUGAACACAGGGAGAUUAGUUUCAAUAGUUGUGAUCAUAUGGCUGUAUUCAAUAGCAAGUUUUAUAUUCUCAUUUGCAUUCAUCACAAACCUACAUUUUUGUGGAAAUGUGAUUGAGAAAGUCUUCUGUGAUCACCACUUAUUGAUAAAGCUUGCAUGCUCCAUUUCAACACCUAAUAACAUCUCUGACCUGCUUUUUGCCUUGGUAACUAUUGUCAUCCCAUUUAGUCUCAUUUCAGUCUCUUACAUGAAGAUUUUGGCUGUUUGUCUGAAUACUUCUAUAGAAAACAAGCAAAAAGCUUUGACUACCUGUACACCUCAAAUUGUUUCAGUGUCAAACUUGUUUGUUGGCUGUAUUUUUCAUUUUGUUGAUUCCAGAUUUCAUGUUGCCCAUGUACCUGAAAAAGCACGCAUUAUUUUAUCCGUGUAUCUCCUCAUCUGCCAGCCGAUUAUCACCCCCUUUAUGUAUGGAUUCAAGCUACCAAAGAUCAGGGAUGCCUUCCAAAAAUAUUUUGUUCAUAGAAAACAAAUGAUUUUUUAG
Messenger RNA from Cheilinus undulatus (humphead wrasse), 939 nucleotides. Its product is annotated as olfactory receptor 1-like. The coding region runs from base 1 to 939 and encodes 312 amino acids. Gene Ontology annotation, molecular function: olfactory receptor activity; G protein-coupled receptor activity. NCBI's taxonomy places the organism in Eukaryota, Metazoa, Chordata, Actinopteri, Labriformes, Labridae. Gene Ontology annotation, biological process: G protein-coupled receptor signaling pathway. The record is from RefSeq and is a predicted model, not a curated record. Gene Ontology annotation, cellular component: membrane. The transcript has a single exon.